GAGAAAUUAAUCAGAACUUAAUUCUGCUUCUGCUUAACAAGCCCUGGUAUUGCUCCCAGUGCACAGGGAGAAAAUACCCUCGGAACAGGAUAGUCUUCAGCUGGAGGACCUGAAAAUUAUGAAUGAGACAGAAGUGACAGUGGAGCAAUUCCAACAGAAAACAUGCACAAUUUUAACAGUGCUUUGACAAUUUCCUGUGGUAAGCAGCUACAAGAAACAAACUCCCACUAGCGAAUUCUCCAGCACUUAAUGUUAUAAAUGCAUGACUGAUGCACAGACACAGGCUUUGGUCAGGAAAAUUAAAACCAGACUAAUGGGUCUAAAGCAUGGGAACCUUGAAACUAAAUUGAUUGUUUAAUCUCCUGAACAGACAUGACAAUUGACUUCUGUUGCUAAAAGUACUUUUAUAAGGAGGAAGGGGGGAUGCUUUCUCUUUUCUUUCUUUUUUUUUUUUGGUCUUUGCCCACUGAAGCACCUUGGCCCCACCCAUGGAGUCCAGGCCAUGGGCAGGAUGGGCAGCAGCAGCCCUGGCCAUAAGCACACACCACCUCCAUCAGCCCUUGGCUGAAGUUCUGAACUGUAAAUGCUUCCUUGUACCUCCUCCAUUUCUUGGGCAUGGUGAUCAUAGCUCCAUGUGAAAGUGAGCAAAACUAUUGUGUCAGGGUGAAAAUUGAAACAGGAUGAUGGAAAAAAGGUUGGGAGUUCCAGGCCAGGAGAUCCCUGAUGGCUUAAAUUUUCCUGUGGCUCAAACAAACCCCAUGUGAUGAGUUGUUCUUUGUUGGAACCUUACUUUUCUAAGUGGAACGCUUGCUUUGUGAGAGCUGGUUAUCACACAGCAGAAAACAGGAUAAAGAAAUAAACAUUUUUUAACUGGCACAGGGUGAUGGCAUAUCCCCAGCCCAGGGCUGGAGAAGAGCAAGCUUAGUGGCUGCGGCAUCUAGGGAAUGCUGCAACCUGUCCAGGGGCAGGGAAACAUCUACUCACCAUAAAUACAUUCAGGAGGGGGAGAGACACAUGCUUGGAAUAAUCAUCAGGACUAGGGGCUGAAUAGGCAAAGAACUCCAAGAGGUGUGGGUGGAUGCCCCCUGCUCUUGGGUUUUUCUGUGUGCUUCUUCUGCAGUCAGGUACCCAACACUGGAUGACGGCUCUUUGAACUCCAAAAUCCAAGUGUCUGUGAAAUCUGAACUUGGGAAAUUUUCAACAACUACAGAGACGGGACCAGAGCCAUUCCACUAGUGACCUCCUUGCCUCAUGGGAGGCUGUGCUUUAGUCUCCUGGCUCACAGUCCCCCCCACCUCCUCAGUGCUCAUUUCUGCCCAAAGACUGAUCCAGCUUGCCCCACGGCAGAUAUGAACCAGACGCAGGUGAUGGAAUUUGUGCUCUUGGGCUUUCCCCACAGCCGGCCCUUCUUCUUUGCUCUUUUCCUGACCAUUUACCUGGCCACGCUGCUGGGGAACUCUGCAAUACUCUCUCUCGUGUCCCUCGAUCCCCAUCUCCACAGCCCCAUGUACUUUUUCCUUAGUCAUCUGUCCUGCUUAGACCUUUGCUACUCAUCAGUGACGGUGCCCAAGAUCCUGGCAAACACUCUGCGCCCACAGGCAACCAUCUCCUACGGCGGGUGCCUGGCGCAGAUGUUCCUCCUGAUGUGGUGCGCGGGGGCCGAGUGCGCGCUGCUCGCUCUCAUGGCCUACGACCGCUACGCUGCCGUGUGCCAGCCCCUGCACUACGCCCAGGCCCUGAGCCACAGCACCUGUGCAGCAGCUGCUGCUGGCUGCUGGCUCUGGGGGCUGCUGGACUCGGCCGUGCACACCCUCCUGGCGACCCGGCUCUCGUUCUGCGGGGCUGCCCAGCUCCAGCACAUCUUCUGCGACGUGCCGCCGCUGCUGGGGGCCACCUGCAGCAACACCCGCCCCAAUGAGCUGGCCCUCCAUGUGUCCAGCAUCUUUGUGGGACUCAGUCCCUUCCUGUUUGUUGUAAUCUCCUACCUUUGCAUCCUGGCCACCAUCCUCAGGAUGCCACUCGCCACCAGCCGGCGCAAAGCCUUCUCCACCUGCUCUGCACACCUGCUCGUGGUCACCCUGUACUUCACGACAGCCAACCUGAACUACAACCGGCCCAGCUCAGGUUACUCCCCAGCAGCUGAUGUACUGGUCUCCGUGCUGUACUGCAUCAUCACCCCCAUGCUCAACCCCCUCAUCUACAGCCUUCGCAACCAGGAGGUGUGGGGGGCCCUGCGGAAGGUUGUGCGGGUGGCUGGCACACCAGGCUCCGCAGGCAACAACGCCUGACCAGUGCCAGGGCUACCACAGGCUGCCCACACGGCGCUGGCACUGCAAUGUCCAUCUGUGGGACAUCUGUGACAGCACAGGGACCCUGGGGCUCCCGGCCUAAGCAUGUGGCACGCUGUUGUCACUCGUCACCCUCAGCACAUCACUGAUAGCAGAAUGGCAAAAUAAAGUCAGGAACAAGGCUACAGGUCCAGGAUUCUGUCUGUAUUUUUCAGACACCAUGUGCUGAGCUCAGCACGGGCCCUGCAGCAGCUGUGCUAUGGCCAGGGAACCCUGCAAAAAGCUAAUAAUGUGGUGCCAGACGUGCUGGCCCUGGGCAUGGCCACGAGCUGUGCCUCAGGGCUGCCCAAAGUCUUGAGUCUCUGCCCUGUGCAGAACAAGGACAGUGCCUUGGACUGCAAAACCUGGCCUGGGCAAGAGGGGCUGUCCCACUGUCCACCGUUCCCACGUGCCUUGGCUUUAAAUCUGGUGUCUGCUGGGUUUCCCCAGGCUGCCAGGGAGGCUCUGCAGCACUUUGUACAUAAGCACAGUGGCUUGCACAGGCCACCCAUGGCCUCAGUGCUGCAGUCAGACACAGAGGUCUCAGCACAGAGCUGAGAGCUAGUGGCACUGAACUCACCAGAACUGCUUUGUUUAUGGCCAGUAAAAUUUCCCUCUGCAGCUGUUGCAUGUGGUGUGGCCCUGGGUGAUGGUGGCUGAGGACUGGCUGGGGAUGUGGGGCUGCCUCAGUCCCCUCUUCCAGCUGGGGGUCUGCAGCCGGGUGCAGCCUCAAAUGGUUCUGUGGGUGUGGGGGCAGUGGCCAAAUCUACAGCUGCGUACAUGGGGCACAGCAGUGUCCAGCACUGUGCCAGAGCCAGGAGCAGGGGCUCACUGGGGCAAGGGAGAUGGCACAGGCAGGGCACACCUGCAGUCACACAACCUAUGUCAGCUGGAUGUCAGCUGGACACAAACCUGCUUAUCUUUGGCUCAGUUACCAAGAAAUACACAACAAUAUCUAAUCUGCUCCAAAAGAAACCCACUGGAGACUGGGAACUGGGACUUAGGAGGCACACAGCCUUGUUGGGAGCAGUUUGCCAUUUCUUAAUGCACAACACAUGCUGAUUUUACUCUUCAGGGAAAGAAAUGUUUCUGUAACCCACCUGUUGGGUUGGGCUCUUGCUCCUAUCCAGACAGGUUGUGAGCCCCUCAGCCCUCUGUGCUAUAUGCCGUUCUGGAUUCUAAAAUGUCCUAGAAACACCCUCAGUCCAGUGUCACUGGGCACUUCAGAGUCUGACCAAUGAACCCCUUUCUGAAGAGCCCCUGGAAAGGGGCAGCAGGAAACACAGCAGAAACUACACAAGGAAAAAGACUGGGGAAGUUACCUCAGAGAAACAAAAAAUCCAAAGCACUCCAAACAAAAACCCCAAAGCUAACCAACCAGAAAUCCAAACAAGAAACCUCUGGAAAAUUACAUUAAAAUUGAUAAUUUUUAACCUGGAUGCCAAUGCACCCUUCCUGUGACAGACACAGCCUUUGGGUUUUCCAGGAUCAAACACUGAGCAGGAAUGCCACACUCCUGCCUGGAUAGUACAGCCUUGGUCAACUGGUGGGUGGUCCAGAACUCACCUGCGAACCACACUGAACUCUAAAGCUUUAGUGUCACAGUGGGACCCUCUGCACACAUUGCUGGCAGUGGCAGUGACUGGGGUGUGCUCCCACAGCCCCUCAGGUGU
This is a messenger RNA of Cyanistes caeruleus (blue tit), 4000 nucleotides long. The record is from RefSeq and is a predicted model, not a curated record. Lineage: Eukaryota; Metazoa; Chordata; Aves; Passeriformes; Paridae.